CAUGAGCUCCCACCUCUCUGCUCGCGUAGCAGGCUGCGCGCAGAAUCUCGACUACUAACUAGUCCGCCUCUCAUUCAUAUUUGGUCCUCCGGAAGUAUCCACAGCUCGGAUUUAGGCAUGUUCCAAAAUGGAUUCUCAAAAGACAGGGGUUCUGACCAAUGGUGGCUCAGAUGACAGGAGUGUCGGCCAAUCCUUGAAGAGAUCGGGGACUGUGCCAGAGAUCCAUGAGGAGCCAGUGGACUCCUUGAUCUUAUUCUGCCCACCAGACUCUGAAAGUGAAGGUCUUCUCCUGAUAGAUGACCAGGGUAUUCCAUACACACUCACCCCUGAGGGGCACAAAGUGCCCCAAAUGGACUCGUCCAGGCCAGACAAACCCCCCCUCAAGCCAGCCAAAGGUGCAGUCCAGCUCAUUGGAGGGAGAGGAUGACAGGUUGUCUCAUAUAACCACAGCAGGGGUCACUUUCCUCAGCCAAAGUUUAGUAAAAACUCCACACACACACAAGGAAAACACAUGUCCCGCUCCUGUUACGUCUAUGAAACCCUCACAGAAGUCAGAACUUCUAAAAAAUACAGAACACUCAAAGAACCCAGAACUCUCACAGAAUGCGGAACCCCCUAAGGUUCUAGAUUCAGGUGUGAAAUCUGUUAGUGAGGCUAGUGCUGCUGUUUCCCAACCCUCUGGUUCUGCUGUACACCUCCAACCCCCUCAGCCCAUCCAGAUCCUGACUAACCCCUCCUCCAACACCCCCAUCCUCCUCUUCCCCUCCUCCCCCCCAGCUCUCCUCCAUUCCCCUAACCAAGACUGAUGCCAACCCAGGCCUCCUGGCCUUCUCUCUCCCCCUCUCCCUCACCCAGAACAUUCUCCUCUCCUCCACCACCUCUGGUCAGUCUUUCUCUACCUCCACCCCCAUUGCUCUCAUUGACCCCUCCACCGGUCAGCUCUCCCAAAUCACUGCCUCCUCUUCAUCCCCUCUUUCUCUCUCUCUCUCUUCUGGUCAGUUCGCCACAUCAGGGUCAUCCCUCCCUGCCAAUCCCUCCCACCCAGUUAUUAGAUCGACACCCAACAACUCCCCUACUAUCCUAUCAAGAGAGAGUCCCAUUGUUAACCCUCCCGCCCCUCUGACCUCCCCCUCUGUGGUCUCCUCCCCUCCCUCCAAGCAGCCCAGUGCUGAUGGCAGUUCUAAAGCAGUUCUACUCAGCUCACCUCCUCACAAACACACUGAACCAAACUGUUGUGACCCCAACACCGAUCAUCAGUCACUAUGUACUGAAGAAACCCAAAUGGAGUCAGUCCCAAAUGGUUCAUCUCCUACUAAAGCCCCUCCCCUUACACACCCGCAGUCCCCUUCUCUGUCCUUUGACUUCAGUUUGGAGGCAUCCGACCAAUCAAAAGCCCCAGAGUCAAAGCACACCUCCCUCCCAUGGGACGACCAUCUCUACUUCUCCUCCGCCACCGCUCCUCCCUCCCCUCCCCUUGCCCCCAUCUUCCCGUCCAGCGGACCCAGGAACCUGAACCCCCUGGACCCUCUGGACCCCCUGUCCCCAGCCUCCUCUCCCUCCUCUGGGCCACGAAGGGUCCUCUACUGCCCUCUCUGCCCUAGGAUCUUCUACUACCUGUCUGACCUGGAGCGUCACUCCAUCACCCAUUCUCAGAACAAACCCCAUGUCUGCCUGCAGUGUGGCAAGGCCUUCAAACGCUCCAGCCAUCUGCAGAGACACAAGCACAUUCACACGGGCGAGAGGAACUUUGUGUGCCCCAUCUGCUCCAAGCGUUUCAGGGAGGCGGGCGAGCUGCAGCGCCAUCAGAGGGUACACACAGGAGAGAAGCCCUACCAGUGCCCGCUGUGCCACACACGCUUCGCCGAGCGCAACACCCUGCGUCGACACACCAGACGCAAACACCCUUACCACCAGGCAGCUAUGGAGAUGCUGUCCGAGAGAGGAGCAGGGGGAGGAGGAAGAGAAGGAGGGGAUGAAGAUGAGGGCACAGAAGAGUGGUAUAGUUCCACUGUGUCCAACUUGAACAACUCUGACUCUGAACCAGAUUCUGAGGUCAUUUCCUGAGGCUGAUCCUCUUGAAUAAAGGAAAGGAGGAGGAGGAGGAGGAGGAGGAGGAGGAGAGCAAAGGUUGUGUAGCUUCACUGUGUUCAACGGUACUUUCCAAUGAGAACAUUGGUUAUAUUUAUUUAUUAAUUUCUCUUGAAUGUAUUUUAUUUCCAUUCCCUUACAGGGUCCGAAAAUGAUCACUGAUCGCAUAAAUCCUUUCCCAUCAAGUAUUCCUUCGAUUUUCGUCAUUUCCACAACUAUAGGGCGGAAAAUGUUAAUGGACAUUCUAAAAAGGUCACCCUUUGACAUUCUGCUAUAACAAUACAUUUGCACUACCAAAGUACAAACAAUUAUGUUGUAAAAAGCGAUCACAAUGUUUUAUUGUAAAAUUGUUCUUUAUUACUAUAUUUUUUUCUUCUCUUGUGGGAGCUGUACUUAUUAUUGAGUGAGAUUAUUUAACUUUCUUACAAUUAAAGACAUUGUCGUUCGAUUUUGUGUUCAAAUUUGA
Salmo salar (Atlantic salmon) is the source of this 2554-nucleotide messenger RNA. The record is from RefSeq and is a predicted model, not a curated record. Lineage: Eukaryota; Metazoa; Chordata; Actinopteri; Salmoniformes; Salmonidae.